GUAGGAAGUGGUGAUUCCUGGAGUAGAGAUGGCGGCUCUCGCUCCGCUGCCCCCUCUUCCCCCCCAGUUUAAGAGCAUACAACAUCAUCUGAGGACUGCUCAGGAGCAUGACAAGCGGGACCCUGUGGUGGCCUAUUACUGCCGUUUAUAUGCUAUGCAAACUGGAAUGAAGAUUGAUAGUAAAACUCCUGAAUGUCGUAAAUUUUUAUCAAAGCUAAUGGAUCAGUUAGAAGCUCUUAAGAAACAGUUGGGUGAUAAUGAAGCUAUUACUCAAGAAAUAGUAGGUUGUGCCCAUUUGGAGAAUUAUGCUUUGAAAAUGUUUUUGUAUGCAGACAAUGAAGAUCGUGCUGGGCAUUUUCACAAAAACAUGAUCAAGUCCUUCUAUACUGCGAGUCUUUUAAUAGAUGUCAUAACAGUAUUUGGAGAGCUCACUGAUGAAAAUGUAAAACACAGAAAAUAUGCAAGGUGGAAGGCUACAUAUAUCCAUAAUUGUUUAAAGAAUGGAGAAACUCCUCAAGCAGGGCCUGUUGGAAUUGAUGAUGACAAUGAUGUCGAAGAAAGCGAAGACGCGGGAGCCUCCUCUCUGCCCACACAGCCUCCUCAAGCUGGGACUUCAGCGUGCGACCCUGGCAGCUUACCUUCCAGCGGCUUCUCGGGCAUCCAGAUCCCGCCUGGCGCGCAUGCACCUGCCAACACACCCGCAGAAGUGCCUCACAGCGCAGGUGUAGCAAGUAAUACCAUCCAGCCCACUCCACAGACUAUUCCGGCCAUUGAUCCUGCAAUUUUCAGUACGUUUUCCCAGGGGGAUAUUCAUUUAACACCAGAAGACUUUGCUAGAGCUCAAAAAUACUGCAAAUAUGCUGGCAGUGCUUUGCAGUAUGAAGAUGUCAGCACAGCAGUGCAGAAUCUGCAGAAGGCCCUCAAGUUACUGACGACAGGCAGAGAAUGAAGGCUUUGUGCAACAGAUCCAUGCAUUUUUAAAGAACUAACAGUCCGUUACUCCAUCUUCAGCCUAUCAAGAGCACAGUUUUCAAAGACUUCAAUUCCAUUGAAUACAACAAUGAAAUCUGUGUCUGUGUAUCAGAUUCUUGUUGAAGCAUUCAUCUGCCUCAAUCAGUUUUCAUUGUCCACUUAAUGGAUCAUUUAUUUCCUGAGGAUAUAGGGCUGAUGUUAAAAGAUUCUAAAAAUGUACAUUGAACUCUGCUUUAAAAAAUGAAACACACUUCUAUGAACUGUUUUGGGAAUAAGCUUUGUAUGUUAAUUUACAUUAUUAAGGAAUUUAUUACUCUGUUAUUUGGACAAACACCAUAUUAUUUCACUCUAAAAUUCUGAACUUAAAUUUUAAUAAAAUUUGCCAGAAUAUUCUA
Molecule: messenger RNA, 1367 nt
Organism: Sorex fumeus (smoky shrew)
Lineage: Eukaryota; Metazoa; Chordata; Mammalia; Eulipotyphla; Soricidae
Gene: VTA1
Product: vesicle trafficking 1
Exons: 8
Coding region: 29-949 (306 amino acids)
Biological process (GO): late endosome to vacuole transport via multivesicular body sorting pathway
Cellular component (GO): multivesicular body
Source: RefSeq, a predicted model, not a curated record